GUUCCUUUGCUUCAGCUGCAUUGGGAUCGCAUCUCCCUUGUUCUGUCCUCAUCUGUGAUCUGUAAGGUGGUGGGAGCUGCAGGCGGGACUCGGGAGGCCCAGGAACUAGAAAUGGACUCAGUGGCCUUUGAGGAUGUUAAUGUGGAGUUCACCAUGGAGGAGUGGGCUUUCCUGGAUCCGACCCAGAAGAAACUCUACACAGAUGUGAUGCUGAAAACCUUCUGGAACCUGGCAUCAGUAGCAUGUAUUUUAGAAGAAAAAUGUGAAGGCCAUGUCAGUGAGGAUCAGUAUGAAAAUCAUGGGAGGAAUCUUAGCAAUCAUAUGGUAGAGAGACUCUGUACAAGGAAGGAUGGUUGUCAAUGCAGAGAAAACUUCAGCCAGAUUCGAAAUCAUAAUGAGAAGAAGGAAAUUCCUACUGAAAUAAAACAACCUAAAUCCAGGUUGUGUAGGCAAAUCUUCAUGCGUUAUUUAUCCUUGAAUAACCACCUGAGCUCUCACAUUGGACCCAAACUAUACCUGUGUCAGGAAUAUGAAGAAAACUCUUAUAAAUGUAAGGAACCUGAGAAAGCUUUCAAGCCUCACCAACAUAUUCAAAGACAUGAAGGCAGUCCCAGUGGGAAAGCUUUCCACUAUUCAGCUUCCCUUAGAAAUCAUGAAAGAAUGCAUAACCCUGGGAAACUGUAUGAGUGUAAGCAACUUCACAAAAACACUCAUAGUGGAGAGAAACCAUAUCAGAGUAAGCAAUUUGGCAAAGCUUUCAGUUCUUCCAAGUACUCUGGAGAAAAUGAAAGAACACACAUUGCAGAAAAGCCCUAUCAAUGUAAGAAAUCUGGCAAAGCUUUCAGUUCCACUUCUCUUAGAAAUCCUGAAAGAACACAUCCUGGUGAGAAACCUGAUGAAUAUAAGGAAUGUGGGAAAAUCUUCAGUUGGCUCAGCUCUCUUGAAACACAUAAAAGAAGUCAUGACAGAAAGAAGCCUCAUGAAUGUAAGGAAUGUGGUAAAACAUUUUCUUAUCCCUCUUUCCUUAGAAUUCAUGAAAUAAUUCAUACCCGGGAAAAACCCUAUGAAUGUAAGCUUUGUGGUAAAGUUUUCUCUUAUUCAACUUCCCUCCAAUAUCAUAAAAUAACUCAUAGUGGGGGAAAACCCUAUGAAUGUAACCAAUGUGGGAAAGCCUUCAGUUUUCCCAGCUCUCUUGCAAGACAUAAAAGAAGUCAUGAUGGAAAGAAGCCUCAUGGAUGUAAAGAAUGUGGUAAAACAUUCUGUCAUCCCUAUGCCCUGAUAAAACAUGAAAGAACUCAUAUUGGGAUAAAACCCUAUGAAUGUAAUCAAUGUGGUAAAGUUUUCAAUAUCCGAUCUUCCCUCCGACGUCAUGAAAGAAUUCAUACUGGGGAAAAACUCUAUAAAUGUGAGCAUUGUGGCAAAACUUUCUUUGAUCUAGGUGACCUCCAACGUCAUGAAAGAAUUCAUACUGGGGUAAAACCCUAUGAAUGUGAGCAUUGUGGUAAAGGUUUCUCUUAUCCAGAUUCCCUCCGAGAUCAUGAAAGAACUCAUACUGGGGAAAAACCAUAUGAAUGUAAGCAAUGUGGGAAAGCCUUCAGGUAUCCAAAGUCCUGUCGAAGUCAUGAAAGAAUACAUACUGGGAAAAAGCCCUAUGUAUGUCAGCAAUGUGGUAAGCAUUUUAGAUUUUCCACAUCUCUUAGAAAUCAUGAAAAAAUGCAUUCUGGGGAGAAACCCUAUGAAUGUAAGCAAUGUAGGAAAACUUUCAGAUAUUCCGCUUCUCUUCGAAAUCAUGAAAGAAUGCACACUGGGGAGAAACCCUAUGAAUGUAACGAAUGUGAGAAAGCCUUUUUUUCUACCAAAUGUCUUAGAGAACAUGAAAAAACUCAUUAUGGAAAGAAGCCUCAUGAAUGCAAGGAAUGUGGUAAAACGUUCCUUUAUCCCUCUUUCCUUAGAAAUCAUGAAAGAAUGCAUACUGGGGAAAAACCCUAUGAGUGUAACCAUUGUGGUAAAGCUUUCUCUUAUUCAACUUCCCUCCGAUGUCAUGAAAGAACUCACAAUAAGGAAAGACCCUAUGAAUGUAAGCAAUGUGGGGACAACUUUCUUCAUUCCAGUUCCCUUCAAAUUCACAAAAAUACCCAUAGUGUAGAGAAAUCAUAAUAAAUGAAGGAACUCACACUGAAAAUAAGCCCUAUCAUGUAAAGAUUGUAGAAAAGCCUUUGACCAUCCUAAUUUUUUUUCUUUUUUUAUCCUCACCUGAGGAUAUUUUUCCUUUGAGAGACUGGAAAUUAGAGAAAAAGACAGAGCAAUAUUGAUGUGACAGAAACACAUCAAUUGGUUGCCUUCUGCACACACCCAGACAUUUAAGCACACACAGUGGAGAAAAACUCUAUGAAUGAAAGGAUUGUUGUAAAGCUUUCACUUUCUCCAAGUCUCUUAGAAAGCAUGGAAGAACACAUACUGGGGAAAAACCUUAUGAUGUAAGCCAGGGGUGGGCAAACUUUUUGACUCGAGGGCCACAAUGGGUUCUUAAACUGGACCGGAGGGCCGGAACAAAAGCA
Messenger RNA from Myotis lucifugus (little brown bat), 2558 nucleotides. RefSeq names its product zinc finger protein 709-like. The coding region runs from base 112 to 2157 and encodes 681 amino acids. The transcript is spliced from 4 exons. The record is from RefSeq and is a predicted model, not a curated record. Lineage: Eukaryota; Metazoa; Chordata; Mammalia; Chiroptera; Vespertilionidae. Gene Ontology annotation, molecular function: DNA-binding transcription repressor activity, RNA polymerase II-specific. Gene Ontology annotation, biological process: negative regulation of transcription by RNA polymerase II.